Molecule: messenger RNA, 1077 nt
Organism: Poecilia latipinna (sailfin molly)
Lineage: Eukaryota; Metazoa; Chordata; Actinopteri; Cyprinodontiformes; Poeciliidae
Product: olfactory receptor 2AT4-like
Exons: 1
Coding region: 1-978 (325 amino acids)
Biological process (GO): G protein-coupled receptor signaling pathway
Cellular component (GO): plasma membrane
Molecular function (GO): olfactory receptor activity; G protein-coupled receptor activity
Source: RefSeq, a predicted model, not a curated record
AUGGUGCUCAGCUCAAACAUCACAAGGAUACACAACUUUUUCAUCCUUGGGUUCCCUGGACUCUCACCAUCUUACUACAGCCCUGCAUCAGCUGUACUUUUUCUAGUGUAUCUGGCUAUUUUAGUAGGAAAUAUUUUCAUCUUGGUGUUUGUCAUCUAUGAAAAAUCUCUUCAAAAACCUACAUACUUGGUCUUUUGUCACCUUGCUCUGACUGAUUUAUCAUUUGGGACUGUUACACUCCCAAAGAUCAUAUCAAAAUAUUGGUUUGGAAACAGCAUCAUUUCAUUUUAUGAGUGUUUUACACAAAUGUUCUUUGUUCACUAUUUAGGCUCGGUGAUGUCAUUUUUGUUACUGGUAAUGGCUCUUGAUAGAUUUAUAGCAAUUUGUGUCCCACUGCGAUACCCUGUCCUAAUCACAAACAAUAUCAUAUUUGCUCUUUGUGGAUCUGCUUGGUUUUUGCCCCUGCCUUUGAUGAUGAUUAUAAUAUUUCAAGCUCUCAGUUUACCUUACUGUCAAUCAAAUAUCAUUACCCAGUGCUACUGUGACCACAUCUCAAUAACAAAUCAGGCAUGUGGAAAUGAUCGGAAGAUUGCACAGAUUGUUACCCUUUGUAUCGCUAUGUUUUGUCUCUUGGUGCCUCUUGUAUUUAUCCUGAUUUCUUAUGUUUCUGUUAUUAUAGUCAUUUUAAAAGUGUCUAAUUCUGCAGGACGCAGCAGAAUUCUGGCAACUUGUACUCCACAGAUAUUCAUAACAUGUCUUUUCUAUCUCCCGAGAUGCUUUGUUUAUAUAGCUAACCUUGUUGGAUUUUCUUUUAGUGUAGAUGUUCGCAUUUUAUUAAUCCUGCUGUACAGUCUACUUCCUGCUGCAGUCAACCCGAUAAUAUACUGUUUCAAGACCCAAGAAAUUAAGCACACUUUGAUGAAGAGAAUAAAAGUAGCUAAAAUUGGAAUAGAGUUAAAAAUCUGGACCGGUAACUAGGAUUAGGAAGCGUGAUGAUACAACAGGAAAAGAAGAAUAUUUGAAUGAUUAACUCCAUACUUUAGGUAAAUUAAAUGCUUUGUUUGCUCGAGUAUGUUU